Messenger RNA from Trichomycterus rosablanca, 935 nucleotides. RefSeq names its product secreted phosphoprotein 2 (gene spp2). The coding region runs from base 156 to 719 and encodes 187 amino acids. Lineage: Eukaryota; Metazoa; Chordata; Actinopteri; Siluriformes; Trichomycteridae. Gene Ontology annotation, molecular function: cysteine-type endopeptidase inhibitor activity. Gene Ontology annotation, biological process: bone remodeling. Gene Ontology annotation, cellular component: extracellular region. The record is from RefSeq and is a predicted model, not a curated record. The transcript has 6 exons.
AACAGUUUACUGGGAAUGCAAAACAGAUGGAGGAAGACUGAGCAUCUCAUGUGGGAGUGGCUAAGGGAAACGAGGCAGGAAAGUGAAUAACGAUAAAGCCAGUUAAAGUGGCUUUAAGAGUAGAUGCAAGAUCCAGUUUGAUUGACAAAAAAACGAUGAGGUGUGACAUUCUAAUCUUGCUGCUUGUCCAGUGUUUGGGAGGUUCAGGCCUCCCCCUGUUUGAUCUGACUUCUAAGGCUGAUGAGGCAUUGAGGAUGGCGCUGGAUGAGAUCAACACUCGGUAUGCCCAACAUCACCUCUACAGAGUGGCCAAAGCUUCAGUUACAAGAGUUGUUCCACUGGGGAUGAACACUUAUGAUAUGAUGCUAAAAUUCGGGAUAAGGGAGACAGACUGUCGGAAGGACUCUGGGGUCGAUCCACAGGGCUGUGCCUACCGCCGAGCUUACUUUGUGUCAGAAGCAGGGUGCUACAUUCGAGUGCAUUUGGCUGACACAUUUACUAACAUUAUCUCCUUCAAGUGCAGUCCAGCACAAAGUUCCAGCUCGGAAUUAGAUGAGAUGAUGGUGACUGGGUGGCACUUUAAUCCAAAUCAUCUGGUUUCUAGACAGCCUGUAUCUACAACUGCAGCUCCCAUCUCUGGUGUAACUUCACCAGUACAUACUAGACACCCUAACAAUUUUAAUAUUCGUGGCGAAGACUUUAGCAAUUAUUUGGAAUGACCAAACAAAUAAAGAUUUUAUUCUGUUAACAGCAACAAACAUGUUACUUCUGCUCUACGGAAUAAAAAAAAAAAACAUUAAACCAGUGAGAUUUUGAGCAGGUACUGUUGCAAUACCUAUGUAGGGGUAAUAUAACAUAUGGCUUAACAGUGCAAUAAAUUAUUAUUUUUUUUAACUAUAUGACAAAUAUGGAAAUAAAUAAUUUUUUCUAGGGUG